Messenger RNA from Phasianus colchicus (ring-necked pheasant), 1947 nucleotides. RefSeq names its product bone morphogenetic protein 15 (gene BMP15). The record is from RefSeq and is a predicted model, not a curated record. Gene Ontology annotation, cellular component: extracellular region. Lineage: Eukaryota; Metazoa; Chordata; Aves; Galliformes; Phasianidae. Gene Ontology annotation, molecular function: growth factor activity; cytokine activity.
CCCAGCCCUCUUACCCUGCUGGACCAGGCCGGUGAGGAGCAGGUGGGCUGAGCAAGCUGGUCCUCCCACCACCCCACUGCACCCCUUCCCCACCCCUGCACUUUUAAGCUCCCCUCCCAUUGCCAGGUUUUUGUCCAGCUGGCUUUGCCCCCUGCUUUGGGGGAUUUGGGUUUUAGCCCUGAUAUUGCACUCUUUUUGCAGAGCCCUCCCCCUUCAUCCCUUUUCUCUUUGUGCUGAGCUGAAUCCUCUGGCAUGGGUGCUGUAGCGUGACAGCACCCUGGGACCUCUUUCUGCUUUACCUCUGGGGGGAACACAUGAAGUAUGAGCGCAGUGCUCCCCUAAUUCUGCUGUCACCUCACCCCCUAUCACCCACUAUGGCUUUGCUCCGGCCCUUCACCGCCCUCCUCUUCCUCACCGUGCUGCUUUCCUGGGCUGCGAGCCAGACCCCACCCUUGCCCCUCUUGCAAGCUCUGCGGGCACAAGCGCCGGGUAGCCAGGGCUGGAAGGGGGGGGCUGCCAAUGGGCAGCCCCUGCGCUACAUGCUGGAGCUGUACCGGCGUGCUGCUGACCAUGAGGGGCGGCCCCGGCGUGGCCGCAGUCUGAGCACCAACACCGUGCGCCUGGUGCAGGCGGCUUCCCGUGGGGGACAACCCUGGGCAGGUCGCUGGUACAUGCAGCCCCUCACCUACCACCUGGGAGCCCAGCCUGAAGCUGAGCACCUUCUCCGUGUCACCGUGGCCUACCCUCAGAGCCUGCCACUGCCCCGCGGCCGCCUCCUGUGUGCCGUGGAGCUGCUGCCUGCUGCCAAAGCCCCGGCGGUCCUGCUCAGCUCCACCGCCCCAUCCCUCCACGGCUGGACCGAAGCAGACAUCACCCCCUAUUUAUCCCCAGCAAAUAGCAGCUCAGGAGGGACGCUGACCCUGCGGCACAUCUGCGUGCGAGCCGGCCGAGCCACCGCAGCCAACCCAGCAUCCCCUGCAGACCCUUUCCUCCUCCUCUUCCUCAAUGACACCCGCAGCGGGACGCUACCGGAGCCUCGGCGCAGCCGGCGUGAAGCAGGGACGCUUCUCCACGACCUGCCCAGCAACCUGCAGGAUGCUGGAGGGGACAAAAGCGAUUGCUCCCUGCGCUCCUUCCCUGUCAGCUUUGCCCAGUUGGGUUGGGACCAUUGGAUCAUCGCUCCCCAUCGCUACAACCCACGUUACUGUAAAGGAGUGUGCCCACGGCUCCUCCGCAAUGGCUACCAUGCGCCCAACCAUGCCGUGGUGCAGAACUUGGUCCACCAGCUGGUGGAUGCCAGCGUCCCCCGACCCUCCUGCGUCCCCUACCGCUACAGCCCCAUCAGCGUCCUGAUGAUCCAGCAUGAUGGCAGCAUCCUCUACAAGGAGUAUGAGAACAUGAUCGCAGAGUCCUGCACCUGUCGGUAACCUGUGCCCGGAGCUGGAUUCUUUUUGGAUAUAUUUUGAUGCUUGGUGGGGUGGUUUUUGGUGGUUUUUGUUUUUUUUUUUUGAUGGGGAGGGGUUUGUCUCCACUCUGGUGCAAUGCUCUGAGGGAAAGUUUUACAGUUUUAUGGAAAACUUAUAUAGAAAAAUACGUAGGAUUUUAAAGGUGGGAGCCUGCCCUUAGCAUCCCUCUGUCCCGCACUGCUGUCUACUUGGGGGCUGGAGCAUGAAGCUGGUGGAGAGCGUGUCUCCAUGCUGUCACCUGCACCCAUAGGACUCAGUCCCAUGCACCCCAAGCCAUCUUGUCCCUGUGUAUUUUGGGGGUUCCCCCCGUUGCAGCCCCAAUCCUGGCUUUCCUUGGGAUGGCUAUGGAAACUGGUGGGACGUGGGGAUGGCAGUGUCACCCUGUUGCCUCUCCUGCUGUUCCAUGUGGGCUGGGCUCUGCUCUGAACCUGUCCUUGUUCCCAGAGGUGCUUCCCAGGCCCACAGCCUGGCUUUCCUCUAU